Messenger RNA from Durusdinium trenchii, 776 nucleotides. The record is from the annotation of a GenBank genome assembly. NCBI's taxonomy places the organism in Eukaryota, Dinophyceae, Suessiales, Symbiodiniaceae.
CAGGCACUUCGAGGAGAUCUGCAGCUUUCCUGUAGCUACGGGACACUCACGGUGGAUUCGUCCGCUUGCUACGCUGUGUGCUUGAACUCAGCCCAGGCCAUCUUCGGCGGCAGUGUGCACACCGUGACGCCCUCUGAGGAGAUUGCCGAUGGGAACAGCUUCAGCGUUCCCUGCGUGGAUCUGCUCGCUGGAUGGGAGGGCAAUGUCAUUGCCACCUGUACCACAGGCUCCUUAUCAGUGGAUGCAUCCGGCUGUUCGGGUCUUCCCUGCGAAGUGGGCGACAGCAUCAGCGUCACUCUCUAUGAUCAGACCCAGUCUGUGGCCAUCUCCCAGGAGUUAGCCCAUGAGACUUCGUCCUCAGUGGCGUGCUCCAGCGUCAACGCAGACUAUGCCGGAGACUUCAUCUUGACCUGCCUGGCAGACGUGCUCCAAGUGGACAAAAGUGGCUGCGUUUGCCAGGAGCAGGCCUGUAGCACGGCCCCCUGCCCCUUGGGCGACACCUUCGCGGUGUCGUUGACUGGCGUGAGCGGUUCAGUGGCGGUCACCGAGACCGUGCAGUCCUUACAGUCGUUGACCCUCACCUGUGACUCUGCCGCGCCGGGCCAUGAUGGAAGCUUCUCGGUGCUGUGCAGCGGAGGCGGCGUUGGGACAGCGACAUGCGCAGCGAAGUCUUGCGGAGCUCCACCGAAGGUCGUGUAACAUUUGGUUGGAAUCCAUCGCUAGUAGGUUGGAGGCCAGCGUUAUUAGGGUGGAGGCCAUCGCUGUUGGGGUUGGAG